Molecule: messenger RNA, 2586 nt
Organism: Thermothielavioides terrestris NRRL 8126
Lineage: Eukaryota; Fungi; Ascomycota; Sordariomycetes; Sordariales; Chaetomiaceae
Exons: 3
Coding region: 126-1892 (588 amino acids)
Molecular function (GO): FAD binding
Source: RefSeq, a predicted model, not a curated record
CGCCCGUGGGAAGGCAAGCCGCAUAAGACUUCUCUCCGUUGUCUGCCCGGAGCCGGCUGAAUCUGACUCGUCCGUCCUGCAGGGCCGAUGGGCUGCAACCCAAGACGAUCGAGACCUUCCGGCAGAUGCGUCUGGUCGACCCCCUGCUGCAGCGCGGCGUCCGAGUUUACGACAUCUCGUUCUGGCGUAGCACGCCGGACGAGCCGCUCCAUCGCCUGGGCCGUGAAAUCCACUACCCGCCCGUGAUCGACGUGUUGGACCCCUACAUCCUGCUGGUGCACCAGGGCAUGAUUGAGAGCCUGUUCAUCGAGGAUCUGAGGAAGCGUGGCUACGAGGUCCGGAGGAACACGGCGUUCGACUCGUACAGUGUCUGCGAGGACAAGAGUGGCCCUCUCCAGGUUAACUGCCGUGCGAACGUGGCGCAGGAGCGCAAGACAAUCCUUACUCAGUACUUAGUCGGCUGUGAUGGCGCCCACUCUAGGGUCAGGAAGAGCAUCCCGGAUGCGAAGCCCCUCGGCCUGUCGCAGCAAUCGGUGUGGGGUGUGCUCGACGGAGAGCUGGUGACCGACUUUCCUGACAUCUGGUCCAAGACUUUGGUGUAUUCGCAGGAGCACGGCUCGAUCCUGAUUGUCCCGCGCGAGCGCAACAUGACGCGCCUCUACAUCGAGCUCAAGAACGGACCGAGGGCCGACAGGAGCCAGCUCGGUCAGGAGUUCGUCAUGCAGCGCGCCCGGGAGAUCAUGGCUCCGUUCUCCAUCCAGUGGAAGUACAUCGAGUGGUUCGGCCGCUACCAGGUCGGCCAGCGAGUCGCAAGCCGUUUCUGCGACAACCAUCUGCGCGCCUUCCUCGCCGGCGACGCCAGCCACACGCACUCGCCCAAGGCCGCUCAGGGAAUGAACACAUCGAUGCACGACGCCUGGAAUCUGUGCUGGAAGCUCAACCUGGCCGUCCGUGGUCUUGCCAAGCCUGCGUUGCUGGCGAGCUACGAAGAGGAGCGACGUAAAAUCGCCCUUGACCUGGUCAACUUUGAUUACGAGCACGCAAACCAGAUUGCUGGGGGCGAUGCCGAGGCACUAGCCGAGAACUUUAAGACGAACGUCCGCUUCAUCUCGGGCGUAGGAGCCGAUUACGGCGAGAACGCCAUCAACAUGGUCGAGCCCCAAGCAUGGGUUAUGGGCGAGGCCAAGCCGGGGUGCCUCCUGCCGCCGGCCAGGGUCACGCGCUACAUCGACUCGAACCCGGUCGACAUCCAGCUCGACAUCCCCAUGCUGGGCCAAUUCCGCAUCUACCUCUUGAUGUGGGACGUGCACCAGUCGCGAAUCUUCCUCGACACCUUUUGCCAGGCCAUUGCGUCGAGCGACUCGCUCAUCAGCCAGCUCUCGGCGGCCGCGAGCAUAUCCUACACCAAACAGCCGCGGGCGCCCGCCCCGGAGGACAUCUAUCUCCGGCCCGAGCGCUACACCGCCGUCAGCCACCUCUUCACAUUCGCCCUGAUCACAACCAUGCCCAAGUCCGAAAUCGAAAUCGCCGACCUGCCCCCCCUCCUUCAAGACAGCCGCUGGACCUUCUACCUCGACGACCUGCCCGCCGCUGGCACCGUCACCGCCACCACUCCCCCGAUCCCCUCCGCCGCCGCUCCCGACGUCGUCGUCGGCCGCGGCUCGCUCUGCACUAACAAGUGGCUCGGCAGCCUCGCGCCCGGCGAGGUCGCCAUUGUCAACGUGCGCCCAGACGGCUACGUCGGCUCCGUCGGCCGCUGGGACGCGAGCGUCGACGACGUCGCCGCCGGCGAGGACGCCGCUAGGUGGUUGGAUGCCUACUAUGGCCGGUUCUUGACCGUGCCGGGCGCCGGCGUUGCCCCUGCUACUACUGCCGCUUCUGCUGCCGUGUAGGUGUAUAGGGAGGUGUGGGGGUCGGGGAGUAUGGCAUGGCAUGGCCUGGGCGGGGGCUGAGCUCUUAGCCUUUGCUUUGGUCCUGGAAAUGGGGCUGUGGUUGUGUGGUGCUAGUGUUCACGUUUAUAUCGGCCUGGAGUUGGCUGGUCGGUUAAUUUGGUUAGUCGAGGAGGAAGCUACUCGCCGUAAGGGGUGAGUAGAAUGAGUGGCGCAGUGAAUACGUCAAGCGAGGAGGGAGAAGACGGGUUGUUAAAAGUUGUGGGUGCUGUCAUGGUGAUGAGUGGUAAUGGAUGAGGAGGAGGUCCCUGCCAUUUCUGGCUCGCGAGGCCAUAUUAUAUAUACGAAGGCUGUCUCGAGGCAGCAUUUGUUGAGGUCAAGUCGUAUUUGCAUUUUCCUUGUCAUUUUGUUUCUAGUUAUAUAUGUAUGGUGUUUGGCGUUUUGUUAUGAUAACAAACCUAGAGAAGGGUUUUAGCUGCUGCUUCUUCUGCUUGUGCGACUUUUGGGUUGGCCGCCUCACCAGGUAAGGUAGCUACUCAAUGUGCUGAGUUGGACGCGCUGCACUCUCACCUUGACGAUGUUCGCCCCUCUCCUUACUCACUUGCCGGUGAGGUGGACUGAAACGUGGUUCGGAUUGAUGGGCCAUUCCGAUUUUAGCUCGACUAACUAGUUCACCGUGGUUUCGGUUCCUGAGCAU